Physella acuta is the source of this 885-nucleotide messenger RNA. RefSeq lists its product as uncharacterized. The record is from RefSeq and is a predicted model, not a curated record. Gene Ontology annotation, biological process: G protein-coupled receptor signaling pathway; cell surface receptor signaling pathway. Gene Ontology annotation, molecular function: G protein-coupled receptor activity. Lineage: Eukaryota; Metazoa; Mollusca; Gastropoda; Physidae. Gene Ontology annotation, cellular component: membrane.
AUGUCCGCGUCAAUGCUGUGUCUCCUGGUGUCUUUAGUGACGUACAUCCGGUUUUCUGAGCUGAGAAACAGUGCAGGCAAAAACAACAUGUUCCUGUGUACAAGUCUUUUACUGGCUCAGGCAUCUUUGUUAGCCAGUUCUUACUUCUCAGGUUUCAAAUACAUCUGCAUCGCUUUGGGAAUGUCCACACACUUUCUCUGGUUGUGGAAUUUCGCCUGGACCUUCAUGUGCAACUUUCGCAUCCUUCAGGUGUUUACAGCGCAGGUUCGGAUACCACAAACACCGGAAGAUCAAAAACGUGUAUUGGCUAAAAAUAUUGUCUUAACGCUAAUCCUGCCAACAGUUUCAGUAGCCGCUGUUGUGAUUUCAUCUCAAAUACUAACCCAAGGCCAGAAAAUUGGAUACGGCGAAUUGACAUGCCUUAUUGAUUCAAGUUUGCUACUAGGUGUGUUUUUGAUCACUCCUCUGUCUGUCAUCACUGUGUGUAAUGUGGCUUUCUUUAUCGCCACCGUCGUCAAGAUCUACACCAUCAGCAGAUCUGUCACACAACAGGACAACUUCAGCACCAGCAAUAGACAGCUCUCUGUGGUCUACGUGAAGCUGUCGUUGAUGACCGGAGCUUUCUGGCUUUUUGCCAUUGUUGGAGAAGCCACGGAUUCGACACCACUUCAAUACUCACUGAAGUGGUUUCGAACCCGUGGCUUCUCCAACGAUAGCAAACAGCCAGAAAGCUCCGGUCAUCAACGACAGCUUCACGUAGACCACAGAGAGUUGUCUAUCGCUGGUGCUGAAGUUGUUCUGUUGUGUGACAGAUCUGCUGAUAGUGUAGAUCCUGACGACGGUGGUGAUGAAAAAAACCACAUUACACACAGUGAUAAGAGCUAG